UAGAGAUGUGAAUUUGGAAGAGGAAAUUGAAGGGAAAUUAAUCUGAAACAGGUGAACAGAAGUCAACUGAAGGCAUCCGUGGUGAUUUCAACGCCGUGCCGCCAAACCACCUGCCGAAAACCUGAAAAUCCGGCAGGAACCAAGCCCGACGAAAUCCCCAGCGGCAGAUCGGCGGGACGCCGCACAAAUCCGCCGUCCCGUUUCCGGUUAAUUUAUCGCCGACGACGAAAAUCCGGCGGUGGAAAUGUGUGUGUGUGUGCGUUACGGCGCGGCGUAAAAAUAAAGGUGAUCCAAACGUCGGGGCUCAGGUUCGAAAUGAAGUUUGCUGACCGGCCGACACAAUCUUCGCCUGCGCAAUCGUCGGCAUUGACUGCGAGCACAUGUGGGAACUUUUGAAAAGUUUACACGCCACAGUGUUGUGCGAACGGUACACCGAUCGGCCAGCUUCUUGCCUGGUCCAUCUGAUCUUUUGCUGAGUGUUUGGAUGCGAUGACAACGGACUGGUGAACGUCGUCGAUCAGUUUUUCCGUUUUUUCUUUUUCAUUUCUUAACUGAAAUGGGCGCGUACCGGGACGAUGCCCACAGACUAUCACGGUGCUACUGGCUACUCAUUUUCGUGGCCACCUUUGUUUUCAUUCCCCACUAUUACGGCUGUUAUGUUUCUGCUGAGUCGAAGGUCGAUUCGGAUUUAGUUUUUGAAAGUGUAGACCAAACGAAUUACAAGUCGGACGAUAACCACCACAGGAUAGCAAGGAGUUUGGAGGAGGAUGACGGUGAAUACUGGCUGACCCACACGGUUGGGAGGUUGAAGCGCAGCCUGACUAAUUUGUUCACCAAACGUGACGCCGACGUCGCCUCCAAACCGGACAAACAUUUGGGCAAGGCGAAUAGGAAGCAUCGACAAAUCGGCCAAAUCCAAGAGGAGGAGGAAAAUGACCAACAACUGGCUGAAGAUGAAUAUGAUGACGAAGACGACGGCGAAUGGUACGAUCCUUCAUCAGGAAGUUCAGGGUCCGAACCAAUCGACGAACCUGAACCGGUCGACACGCAUCCAGAAUACUACAGGAUCACGUUGGGAGUAACCGAACCAUACCAAGUUGAAUACGACGACAGAAACUCGCUUGUGUUCAAGAAAAUGGCAGAACAUCUGACCGAAGCCCUGUCGCAGGUCUACAGCAACACCCCCGGGGAGCAGACCGUCACCAUCAUCAAAAUCGGGAAACGUGAGGAAGAUUCGUUCACCAUCUUGGUCGAAGCCGAUUUGGAAACCAAAGGGUUUUAUAACGAGGCCAAACUGAGACAGGACCUCAAGGACCACGUGGACGACCACCAACGUCUUGGAAGCUACGCACUCAUUCCGCAAGAGUUCAAAUUUAAGAAAUUCAUAGCGUCUGAAAACUAUUGCAAUUCUGACGAGUUCAAAUGCAAUGACGGAGGUUGCAUCUCUAACGAGUUCAUUUGCAAUGGUCAAAAGGAUUGUGAUGACGGUAGUGAUGAAUUGUCGUGCCCAGGUACCACCACCGAAGCUCCGGAGAUUGAAACGACACCCCAGCAGGAUCACACUGAAUCAUUAUUUAACUUCCCCGUAUUCCCCGAGCUAACGGUGCCGCCUCCCAUAGACUCGGGCAGCGGAGACGGCGACUGUCGUGCCGACGACUCGGUCCGUUGUCCGGACGGUUCGAAGAUCAUUUGCGCUGACCAAAUGUGCGACGGCAGGCGCGAUUGUCUUGACGGUUCCGACGAACACGGUUGUCCGACCAAACCGCCCCAGGAUCUUGCUUGCCGCAUUGGGGAGUUCAGCUGCGAUUUAGCAAGAUGCAUUCCAAUCAGCCAAAGAUGCGACGGCCGUUACGACUGCUCGGACAAAACCGAUGAAAUGGAUUGCUGUCAGCAACCUAAUUUCCAAUGUGAUGGAACCAAGUGCUUGAAACCGGACCAAAUCUGUGAUGGAGUAUUAGAUUGUGCUGAUGAAACUGAUGAAAGGGACUGUCGUCGUCCAGAACGUAAGUAA
Molecule: messenger RNA, 2011 nt
Organism: Aethina tumida (small hive beetle)
Lineage: Eukaryota; Metazoa; Arthropoda; Insecta; Coleoptera; Nitidulidae
Product: basement membrane-specific heparan sulfate proteoglycan core protein-like
Exons: 9
Coding region: 557-2011 (484 amino acids)
Molecular function (GO): protein binding
Source: RefSeq, a predicted model, not a curated record